This is a messenger RNA of Syzygium oleosum, 1588 nucleotides long. RefSeq lists its product as uncharacterized. The transcript has 3 exons. The record is from RefSeq and is a predicted model, not a curated record. Lineage: Eukaryota; Viridiplantae; Streptophyta; Magnoliopsida; Myrtales; Myrtaceae. The coding region runs from base 606 to 956 and encodes 116 amino acids.
UUGCCUAUAAGAAUAAGAUCGUUACAAGAUUAAGGACUACUAAAGAAUUUGAGAAACUAAGAGAUAAUCAGGUGGAUAAUGUUCAUCAUAUUGUAUUUCGACCUUUAUUGUUGCAAUGUGGUGGUCAUUUCUUACUUUAAAUGGCAUUCUUAAGUUCUUCGUUCCGUGCAUGCAUUAGAUAAUCUGGCAACUCGAAGCCUAUGCAAUUACGUUGGAAGUUGGUAUCAACAGAGAGGUUUUGCUGGACACAAAUUGAAGAGCCCAAGAGACGGGCCCACAAUCAGAGACGUCGAAAUACCGUGAGCUUAGUCAGUUCUGUUUCUUUCCAAUUAUUUUUAGUUUGCAAACAAAAUCGAGUACCGCUUGAACCGGACCGGACCGGACUAAACCGGUCCGGUUCCCCUGAAAACCCUGGUUCCCUUGCUCUGUCUCAAAAUUCUCUCCGCUUCUCCACUCUCACACACCGUCGGUCCCCCUCACUCUCGCUCGAGCCGUCGUUCGUUAGGGUUUCUGCGGGCUCGACGAUCUGAGCUUCGACCUGAUCUGGGGGAGGGAGGGGUUCGCUCGGUCGCCUGGGUUGCAGAGAUUAAAGAUAUUUUUGGCUUAUGGAGGCGUCUCAGGAUUCCAAUGCAGAGAUCGUCUCUGUUGUUGAUGCACUAAAACCCCGCUCGUCGCCAACAGAUGAUCCAUCUCACCCAGAGGUCAAGGAAGGUGACUUGUUGGGGAAAAAUCCGAUAUCAGAGGAGACUCUUGUAGAAUUGGAAAAGAACAUGAGUGAAAUGAACUGUCGAAUAUUAGAAGAGACUGUUGUGGAAUUGGAAAAGAAGAUUAGUGAACUGAAUUGCCAGAUAAAGUCUCAUGAGGGAGAAUCGGAAAUGAAUAUGUUUUGGAACCCUCUCUAUGAAGAUUCAGGAUUUAAUAUGUCUUGGAACAAACUAUAUAAAAUUAAAGACUAGGUUCCGCAAGAAAAUCAGCUUGUUGGUGUGGUUGCUUGCUGCUGGACACCGGUUGCGCAUGUCUCCUGAUACUUCCCCUGGAGAGAAGGUUUUAUCAGGUUCUUCUGGUGGUGAACUAGGUAUGGAUCGGUCAUUCUGGAUUUUGGAUUUUACGAGUUGCUGUGCAUCCUGAUCACUGGAAAGUCAGAUUAGCUGGUUCCUUGGAUUCUAAUAGUUUGCUUCUAUUUUGGCCAUUUUGCACCAUUACCAUUGAGUUUCCUGGGUUUCCAACCAUGAUUCCCUCGUGGAUUCUCCAUAAAAAAGGACCGAAAUAUAGCAGCUUGGUCUGGGCACCUUUAGUAAUGAAUGAUGACUGCAUUGUUCAGUUCACCAACUUCCCAGUGAUCUAAUUAUUGAAAUAUGAACAAAAUCACUUUAAAAGAGUGAUUUCCAGAUCAAAGGUCUUGAAGAUCAAAAGCAGCAGCCGCCGCUUCAUCGCGAUCGCGUUGCAACAUCCCAGAGACCACACCCGAAACAAGUGACAACCGAACUAAUUGAUUGAUUCAGGAAAAAUGAAAACAAAACAAGGACUACAUGUUUGAUUCACGAAAUAUAAACAAAUAAAGACGGAGAUACAAGGAGAAGAGGUGGAC